UUUUUCAAGCAUUUGACGUCGUUCAUCCCAUUUCAACCCCCAAACUUUCCUCAAUGACUGACCGGCCGGCAUUCUCGAAAACAUGAGUCCAGGUACAAAUGUCAAAUAUUAGUUACGCAGAUAAAAGGUUGAUCAGAAACUAAAAUUAAAAACAUACGAGAACCAGAAGGCAAACACUUACUCGCGCAUAUGACAAACAUUGAAGCAUGAUAUUACUAAUAAAUACAUGGUUUCAGACACGGCCAUAUUAGCCGGAACCAUUUGGCCAUAAAACUUACGAUUCUUCCUCAUUUCUCUAUCUAUCUAUCCUCGCUUCUCCUUGUCCUCUAUAAGAACUCUGUAAUGUUUCCCGAAUUUCUUCCCCCGAUUAAUAUUAAUUAUUUUGUUGACACCUUGAAAAAGAUAGUCAUUUCACCACCUCCCUCUCCCUCUCUCGUUCGUAACAGUCGUAUCAUUUUCGCCACCUUGAGAUCACUAUCACCGCCUCCUUAAAUUGGUACAUUGUUAUAGAAAGGAGAAGAAGAAGAGAGAUCAAUUUUUUCAACUAUCUCUUUUUUCUUUCUAUUCUAUUAUUGCCAAACUUAAUUGGACAAUGGGCUUCCUUCACAAGCUAUGGGACGAAACUCUUGCUGGACCAGCACCUGACGCUGGCCUCAGCAAACUCCGUAACAGCUCGCAUUCCCGUGGACUGUCUGCCAGUCAUGUUCUUGACGAUGACGUUCCCGUGACUCGCAGCAUCACAAUUCUCCGUUCUAACUCCGAUAUUCGCCAUGUGAACCUUUCUCCUGACUCAGGCUCCGUGCCAUCUUCUCCCACCACUCCAGCCACUCCCGGUUCUCCAUUUUCACCUACCUCGCCUCGAGGGGAAAUAAAGAAAUUGACAAGGAGGAAAUCGACACCGGAAACAUUACAACGAUCUCGGCCUAGGAGCCCAACUGGUUACGACUGGAUUGUUCUUAGUGCUCUGGAUCGUUAAGAGACAGAAAUUGGCAACUCUUUGUAUGUUGACAAAAUUAUAUAUCGCAAGAAUUGUUCAUCUGAAUACAGACACAGAUUACAAGCACUUAAUUUAUCAGUCGAUUUCUUGCGAGUGAUCAAUCUACAUACAGAGUAAGGACAUAAUGUACACAUAUCUUACUAAUUUUAUUUAAGAUGGUUCAGUUGGAGGGGGUAAAAAAUCAUAUAUAGCUAAGGAGUUUAGAUUAUAUACUGCAAUUCAAUUCUUAGCAGCUAAUUAAGAUUCUUGUAGAGAGGAAAAGUAGAAGAGCUGGCUUUCGGCAGGGGCCUUGUUUCCUCCAUGUUAGACCGGAGUGAUGCCCUCCUUGUACUAGAAUUUUCUUUUCCCUUUUAUAUUGUUUGUAUUAACUUCUUCCUGCAAAUUAAAUCAGCAGGGACGUGUAAUAUAAUUCAUCUUUCAAUGGAAAGUUUAACUAUGAUUUAUUUCUUAUCAAA
Messenger RNA from Daucus carota subsp. sativus, 1452 nucleotides. Its product is annotated as dormancy-associated protein homolog 4. The coding region runs from base 593 to 976 and encodes 127 amino acids. The transcript has 3 exons. NCBI's taxonomy places the organism in Eukaryota, Viridiplantae, Streptophyta, Magnoliopsida, Apiales, Apiaceae. The record is from RefSeq and is a predicted model, not a curated record.